CCUCAACGUAAUCCACAACAGAUUGAGAGGAAAUCUGGUCAAAAUAACUUGGGAGUAUGUGAAACGCUAAUGCGAUUGUGUUAACUGAGACUGCCCCUCUAUAACUCACUCCAUAUAUAUAAUUUGUAAGUCAACACAAGACGUUAAUUAUCCUAAUAAACAGUACUGAUUAUGCGUCGACUGUGCUCAGUGCAGCAGAAGAUCCCAUGCGCUUUCCUAACGGAGGUGAGAGACGAACCGUCCAGAAAACGCGAAUGUCAGCAAUUUCAGGUGGUCGCCACUGAGAACGUGAACCCUGUAGCUCUUGCAUCAGAUAUUCACAGUGCAGUUGCAACUGAAAAGAUUGAUGGAACAUGCUGCUAUGUCACAACAUACAGAGGGGAACCAUAUCUCUGGGCCCGCUUGGAUCGGAAACCCACCAAGCAGGCGGACAAGAGAUUCAAAAAGUAUCAGUAUUCUCAGAAAACUUGUAAAGGUUUUGUGUGGAAUGUAGAGGAAGAUUUCCGAGAUGUGCCAGAGUCCUGGAUCGCUGCUCACAGAGUCCAGCAUGAGAACGGCCAUCCAGUGCCUGACGAACACGGACACAUCCCAGGGUGGGUUCCGGUUGACCAUAUCAACAAACAGUACUGCUGGCACGCCUCUGUGGUCAACUAUGAUGCUGGUGUUGCACUUGUCUUGAGGACGGACGAAAAAGAUGAAGGAUUGCUCAAAAUUGUCAGCGUUCCACUAGCAGAUCUCAUGGAGCAAACCCUAGAACUUAUCGGGACCAACGUUAAUGGAAAUCCAUAUGGUUUGGGAAGUAAGAAAUAUCCAGUCCAUGUUCUGGUGCCUCACGGAAUCCUACAGAUCCAAAACCCGCCUCAACUGGAAUACCAUCAGCUGUAUUCCUGGUUUCAGGAAUGCAGCGAGGGGCGAUUGGAAGGAAUUGUUUGGCACUGUAAUGAUGGGACACUGGUGAAGAUACACCGCCAUCACCUUGGUCUGAAGUGGCCUGUUGGUGACACCUUCCUGAACACCAGACCUGUGGUAGUCCAUGUAGAAAAAACAGAGUCUGAUCCUGAAGCAUCAGAGAAGGACUUGUUCAAUUCUUUCUCCCACAUAAAUGGACAACACUUCAGCUGCAUACAGAACAUCCAGUUUGAACACUGAAUUCCUAGAUGGAACUACCAGACAUUCCUACUUUGUUUUCACCUUUGUUUUUGAACCAGCGUGAAGUUUGAGGGCUUUUGCCAACCCUUAAUAUUGCCAAGAAUUUACAACUGCCUGUUGUGAUUCCCCAUUGAUACACUGUCAAUAAGCACUUGGUAUGACAGUAGUGUGAUGUAUAGUAAUGCUGUGGUUAUAUGCAAAAAAAGGAUAGUUCACCCAAAAAUGAAAAUUCUAUUAUUUAUUCGCCCUCAUGUUGUUCCAAUCUGUAUGAAUUUCUUUCAGACUUACUGUCACAUAAGUCAUGUUCUCACAUACAGCCUUUUAGAUGGUAGGUGUGAACAGCAUAUUUGGUACAUUUACCAGUAAAUGCAACCCAAAGGUUUUCCUGUAAUUGACCCGGUUGCAUCUGUGAACGGGGCUAUAGAUAGUCAGAUUGAGAGAGAGAACAAUUUAAAGCAGAUUAAAGGCCUUUCGUGGGUUUGUUUACAUUUCAAUUUUUGACAGUUGGAGUUUGAAUUAAUGAGCAUUCCGUUGGCCCAUUUGUACAUUCUGUCAGUGUAAGUCUCUGGGAUUUUUCCUGAUAUUUGAUAGUCCAAUCAGUUAGAAACGACAUGGGUGUUAGAUAUUUCGGUCUUGGUUUAGGAUAAAAAAAAAACACAAAAAAAAAAAAAAAACUCAGUUAAUAGAAAAAAAACACUGUUUUGGCAUUGUCAAACCAACAUAAUUACUGUGACAUUUAUAAAUUUAAAUUUACUUCUGUGGAACAUAAAUGGAGAUGUUAGGCAUUAUGUUAGUCUCAGUCACCAUUCACUGUCAUUGUAUGGAAAAAGGAUUGAAUGACAGUGAGCAGUCACUGAGACUAACAUACUGCCUAACAUCUUUUGUGUUCCAUGGAAUAAAGUCAUACAGGUUUGGAACAACAUAAGAGGAAGUACAUGAUGAUUAUUUUUGUGUUUACCCCUUUAAUACCUUGCACUUUUUCUUUCAAACAGUGUUGCUUUUUAAUUUUUUGAUUCCACUUUAUAUUAGUUGUCUUGACUUUAACUACUAUGUGCUAACAUUAAAAUACAUACAGUACAAUGUA
Messenger RNA from Myxocyprinus asiaticus (Chinese sucker), 2233 nucleotides. It is a transcript of the gene rlig1, whose product is annotated as chromosome 46 C12orf29 homolog. Gene Ontology annotation, biological process: response to reactive oxygen species. The coding region runs from base 172 to 1149 and encodes 325 amino acids. Lineage: Eukaryota; Metazoa; Chordata; Actinopteri; Cypriniformes; Catostomidae. Gene Ontology annotation, molecular function: RNA ligase (ATP) activity. The transcript has 7 exons. The record is from RefSeq and is a predicted model, not a curated record.